This is a messenger RNA of Phalacrocorax carbo (great cormorant), 7202 nucleotides long. Lineage: Eukaryota; Metazoa; Chordata; Aves; Suliformes; Phalacrocoracidae. The record is from RefSeq and is a predicted model, not a curated record.
GGAGCCCUGAGCUGCCGCCGGGCUCUGCGGGAGCCCCCGGCUCGUCCCUUCCGCACACGUCAGCCGCUGCUCGCCGUGCUGGGCUCCGUUCGCCGCCGGGGAGAGACGAGCGGCGGCCGCAGCAUCAGCCCAGCUCGCAGAGCGGCCCAGCGGCAGCGUGCCAUGGCCGGCGAGGCGGCCGCAGGCACCCGGCAAACACGGCACCCCCCUUAGCGAGCUUUCCUGGUCCUCCUCGCUGGCCGUAGUGGCUGUUUCCUUCUCUGGGCUCUUCACCUUCAUCUUCCUCAUGUUGGCCUGCCUGUGCUGCAAGAAGGGGGACAUCGGCUUCAAGGAGUUUGAGAACGCCGAGGGGGAUGACUACGUGACGGAGCUCUCGGCCCAGGGCUCGCCUGCCCCCCAGCAUGGCCCCGAGGUCUACGUCCUGCCCCUCACCAAGGUCUCCUUGCCCAUGGCCAAGCAGCCAGGACGCUCAGUGCAGCUCCUCAAGUCGGCGGACCUGGGGCGGCAGAGCCUGCUCUACCUGAAGGAGAUUGGGCAUGGCUGGUUCGGCAAGGUGUUCCUGGGGGAGGUGAACUCGGGCAUCAGCAGCACCCAGGUGGUGGUGAAGGAGCUGAAGGCGAGUGCCAGUGUGCAGGACCAGAUGCAGUUCCUGGAGGAAGCGCAGCCCUACAGGGCCCUCCAGCACACCAACCUGCUGCAGUGCCUGGCCCAGUGUGCCGAGGUCACCCCGUACCUGCUGGUGAUGGAGUUCUGCCCGCUGGGUGACCUGAAGGGGUACCUGCGGAGCUGCCGGGGGGCUGAGGCCAUGACCCCGGACCCGCUGACCCUGCAGAGGAUGGCGUGUGAGGUGGCCUGCGGUGUCUUGCACCUGCACAGGAACAACUACAUCCACAGCGACCUGGCCCUGCGGAACUGCCUGCUCACUGCUGACCUGACUGUCAAGAUCGGAGACUACGGGCUCUCGCACUGCAAGUACAAAGAUGACUACUUCGUGACGGCCGACCAGCUGUGGGUGCCACUGCGCUGGAUCGCACCCGAGCUCAUCGACGAAGUGCAUGGCAACCUGCUCAUCGUGGACCAGACCAAGUCCAGCAACGUCUGGUCGCUGGGUGUCACCAUCUGGGAGCUGUUUGAGCUGGGCAGCCAGCCCUACGACCACUACUCUGACCGGCAAGUGCUUGCCUAUGCCAUCAAGGAGCAGCAGCUCAAGCUGCCCAAGCCCCAGCUGAAGCUGUCACUGUCGGAGCGCUGGUACGAGGUGAUGCAGUUCUGCUGGCUGCAGCCGGAGCAGCGCCCGACGGCAGAGGAGGUGCACCUCCUGCUCUCCUACCUCUGCGCCAAAGGGGCGACGGAGGCGGAGGAGGAGUUCGAGAAGCGCUGGAACUCCAUGAAGCCCAACGGCAGCGCCAGCGCCAGCCACCACGGUGCCGAGCUCUCCUCCUUCCCGCUGCUGGAGCAGUUCUCAGCUGACGGCUUCCCCUCGGAUGGGGAUGACAUCCUCACCGUCAUGGAGACCAGCCAUGGCCUCAAUUUUGAGUACAAGUGGGAGCACACCAAGACCGAGCACUUCCAGGCGCCCCUGGGGUCCCUGAGCCCCAGCAGUGCUGCUCGCUACCACGACCUCUACUACCCAGCCACGACCACGGGGCACCUGAGCCUGGGCGUCUCGCCCUCCUGCUAUGAGUGCAAGCCGCCAGGCUGCCCCGGCCUGCCGGCGCCGGGCGUGCUGCCCAUCCUGGGCGCCCACAGCCCCUCGCUUGGCAGCGAGUACUACAUCCGCAUCGAGGGGCCGGGGGAGGGCAGUGCCGAGCUGGACUAUGCCAUGGGCGCCUACAGCCCCGCGGGUGAGCGGGGUUCCCCGCGCCCCCCUUCCUGCUGGAGAGCCCAGGGUGCCCGCGGCAGUGCCUACGACUCUGACAGCAGCCCCACUGUCUCCCUCAGCAUGGAGCCGCUGCUGGGCCACGCGCCGGCGGGCGAGGGCUCCUGGGAGUGUGCUGAGUACUACCCCUACCCCUGCCCGGGGCAGGAGCCGCGGGGCUACGAGCUGUCCCCCAGCCAUGGGGCCGAGGGGUACCUGCUGGAGGAGGAGCCUGCCCAGUCAGGCAGCCAGGACUGGCCCGUCCCCGGCUUCCAGCCCAGCAUCUUUGCUGACCCCCUGGGCGUCUCACCAUCGGUGAACUGUGCCUACAGCCCCCGGGCGUACGGGGAACCACGGGCAGCCCCGCCGGACGGGCGACUGCCGGGACAGAGUGGGGCCCAUCCGGACUGUGUGACGCUGGAGCUGGGCGAGGAUAGCCCCCCUGGAGCCCCCCGCCCACAGGGUGUGAGCUCCCCAGCUCAGCGGCAUCCCUGGGCCUCCAACAGCUCCUCCAACAACAACAUUGGCAGCAGCAGCCCCGUGUCCCGUGAACCCCUGGCCGGCGACAGCUGGUGCUACCGCCGUAUGAUCACCUUCCGGGGACUAAUGGCCAAGCCGCUGGGCACGGUGCCACGCGGCCAGCCACAGCUCGGGGGGUCCCCGCUGGGCCACGAUUUCCGUCGCCCGCGGCAGGAUCAGGCCCUCGGCACGGCCGGCGGCUCCUCCUCCCCGUGCCACUCGCCCUCCCCACGGCGCCAGGCCUGGCACAGCCAUGACUCAUCAACCUCCGGCCGCUCAGAGGCAGCAGCGCUGGCUGGCAGCCCCGGCACACCGUGGGGCUCCGGCACGGCCCUGCCAGCCGGAGCCGAGUCUCAGCACGAUGCCCGCCUGGAUGAGAGUGUGGAUGGGAGCAGCCCUGCCCACAGCCCGCUGCCCCACGCUACGGCUGUGCUGGGGCUGGGGGAGGCUGCCCCCAUGGCUGGCACUGCCACCCCGAACCCUGAGCCCCGCCCAGAGCCCGGUGUAGACGGCGUCCAGCCCGCACCAGAGGCCUCCGAGGUGCCUGCGCCGCUGCCUGCGGAGGCUGCCGCUGAGAGUGGGGUGUGUGCCAUCAGUGACACGGACCGGACUCCAGACAAGACCUUCUCCAGCACCAGCUUCCCCAGCGUCGAUGAGGGGAGUGACGAGGAUACGGCAGAGCUGACCUCUGGCAUCUUCACUGACUUCUCUGGGGACUACGUGGAGCGGGUGGAGGCAACCCCAACGUUCAAGUCCUUGCAGAAGCAGGUGGGGACGCCGGACUCCCUGGAGUCGCUGGACAUCCCCUCCACAGCCAGCUCCUGCGAGGUCUUCAGCCCCACCACCUUUGCGCCCACCAGCCAGCCCAAAGCCCUCGACAGCGGCUACGACACUGAGAACAAUGAGUCCCCUGAGUUUGUCCUCAAAGAGCCCCAUGAGCCCCGAGAGCCAGAGGCCUUUGGCCAACUGGGGAAGCUGCCCCUGGGGCUGCUGGGGGGCGAGGGCGAGGUUCCGGCCCCCGAAACACGGCUCUCCACUUCUCUCGGGGCUGAGCUGCACAGCCUCGCCGAGAAGAAUCCCUACCGUGACUCUGCCUACUUCUCUGACUAUGACGCUGAGGCUGACCGUGGCCCCAAGGACGAGGAGGACAGCAACGGGUCCCAGACCCCAGAGGUGGAGGAUGGUCCCCGGACCCCCGUGCAGGACCUGGGGCGAGGCCCCGUGCCGGGAGAGGACCCACUGCACCCCCCCGGCGCACCUGGCAGCCCCCCGGCAGCGCCUGGCAGUGCAGUGGCAGUGGAUGUACCGGCAAUGGGGUUGUCAGCAGUGGACUGGAGAGGGACAGAGGGUGGGAGUGCCCCAGCCAGCCCCACAGCGCAGGGGUUUGGCACUGAUCAGCAACCUGCCGGCAUGGGGCCGGUGCCGGGCAGCUCCCUGCACCCUGACGGAGAUACCUGUCCCCCGGGAUCUGUGCCUCCCAAGACUUUCUUCUUGACCCCGGUGCCAGCAAGUCCUGGGGACCCGGCAUUUGUCGGAGGGCUCUGCGUGCCCAAGGGUGUCCCUGGACUUGGGGGUGCCGCAGAGGGGGGCAAACAAACUGUGCCCCCCACACCGGGGCCUGGGGAAGCAGGGCUGCCCCCAGAGGGGGCUGGGGUGGGUGAUGCGCCAGGGGGUCCCAGCACGCUGCUACCGGGGGGCGAGUCACCCCCGGGCCUCACCCCGCUCCCAUCUGCCCGGGAGCCGCGGCUGGCCGCCCUGGAGCACCGCGAGGAGCAGGAGGAGGAGGAGGAGGACACGGAGGACAGCGACGAGUCAGAUGAGGAACUGCGCUGCUACAACAUCCAGGAGCAGAGCGAGGAAAGCGAGGAGGAGCCAGUGGCCGUGCCCAUCGUGGUGGCUGAGAGCCAGAGCGGCAGGAACCUGCGCAGCCUCCUCAAGAUGCCCAGCUUGAUCUCUGAGGCCUUCUGUGAGGACCUGGAGCGCAAAAAGAAGGCUGUCUCCUUCUAUGAUGAUGUUACCAUCUACCUCUUCGACCAGGAAAGCCCCACGCGGGAGCUGGCUGAGCAGAGCUUCCCGGAGUCCCCCCAGCCUUCAGGGCAGGCCCCCGCCGAUGGCAGCCCCCCCAGCCCAGCGGACAGGCUCAGUGCCUCGGAUGAGUCCUCAGAUGGCAAUGCCUCAGAAGAGACCCCUGUGCUCCGUGUUGCAGGCGGUGGCUUUGAGUGGGACGACGACUUUCCGCUCAUGCCAGUGAAGCCAUCCCUGAUGUCCUCGCUGACGGGGACGCUGGCAGAGUCCGACCCGGCCGUGCCCGCGCUGCCUGCACUGGUGCCGGUGCAGAAGCAGGUGCUGCCCAUCCAGUUCUCCCGGUUCACAGUCUCACCCACCCCAGUGUCCCGGUUCUCCAUCACCCAUGUCUCUGACUCGGACAUGGACUCCAUAGGAGGCAGCAGCGAAGAUGGCGACCGGGAGUGAGCCAGCCAGGGCGCCGGCUGGGCGUCACCCCGGCACUGGCACUGGCAUGGUGUGGCAGAGGACGACGGGGCCGGGAGCGGGGUCCGGCCAUGGGCUCCGAGACCACGCUCUGGAUUUUUUUUUUAGGCAGAUUUUAUUGGAAGGAGAUCAUUUGCUGCUGCGAGUGGGAGCGGGGCCGGCGCGGCCUGGGGCCAGGCGGUGGGUGAUGGCCGUGCGUGCGCGUGUGUGCGGGUGGCUGUGCGUGUACAAAUAGACACAUAUAUAUAUAUAUACACACAUAUAUAUAUAUAUAAAUUAUAGCAUUUAAAGGGUAGUGCCCUGAUCUUGCUAACAUUUGCCGAGUGUCCCCCCCAAGCGAAGUCCCCCCCAUGGCUUGCCCCUGUGUUCCCCGAGGCGGUGUUUGUCCCUGCACCCCCCCUGCCCGCCGUUCCCCCCAUGCCAUGCACUUGGCCUUGCACCUCGCAGCAGCUCGGCCACCCCACAGCUGCCUCAUGGCUGCCCCACGGUGUUCCCGAACAAGGGGCUGCCAGCUGUUGAUGCUGAUUGAGGGCACCCCGAGCACCCCCUCCCCAUGCCGCUGCUGCCACCAGCGCUUGUGCCCCCUCUACGGGUGGGGUGGGCAGCAUGGCUUUUGGGGGGGGCUCAGGGGGCUGGGGAGCUCCCCCUCCUUGCUUUCUGGGGAGCAGUCCCAGCUUGGUGAAGGACCCCAAGGGCUGGCGGGACCCUGCCCUGCUGUGGCAGGGAGCAGCUGGGGGAGGGUUGGCAAGGGUGGUCCCGGCUGUCCCCAUGGCAGGUGGCCCCCAGCACCCACCGACCUGACUAUUUUUCUAUUUAAAGGAUAAAAAAAGAAAAAACAAACAAAACUCCCCCCCAAACGCACCCUAAAAACAAAACUUGCUGUCAACUGCACCUACAUUGAUGCGAUUUUAAGUUAUUGCUGCCAAAGAAACGUAAUGAGGUGGGGGAGGGGGUGGGCGGGGGGAUGCUCACGGUUCUUCAUUCCUUUUUUUUGGUUUGUUUGUUUUUUUAAAAAAAAUUCAUUUGAGGCUUAGGAUAAUUGUGCAAUUCCAGCUUCCAGAAGGAAAUGGAAGUAAGCGGAGCUGAGCGAAACCUUGAAAUCAGGGCUGGUUCCUUUGGGGUCUAUAGACCAAACCCUGAGGUGAGAAAUGCACCCCCUCCCUGCCCCCCCCGCCCCUUCGCCCCCAGCCCUGUGUCCUGCAGCCCCAGCGCUCCUGCCGCCCCAUGAACGUGGGGCAAGGGCACACAUGCGUGUGCACGGACACACAGACACACAUGUACCCACAUGGGACGGGGCUGCUGCCGUGGGGUUCUGCUCCACGCCAGGGCACGGUGCUGCAGGACAGGCCUGUCCCCAGCUUGGCACAGCUCUGGCACUGCCAUGACGCUGUGGGGCCAGCCUAGUGCCGCGCACAGGCAUUACCACACUCUUCAUCCACCAUCAUGAUCAGCCCAGCCCAGAGGCCCUUUUCCCCGUGUGAGGCCCUCUCAGCGGUCAGGAGGCUGUUGUAGGGGGCAAGGGGCUCUGCCCUGCCCCCCCCCAGUGGGACAGCUGGGGUCUCCAGCUUCAGGCCCAAAAUUCAGGGCGGCUGUGCCUGCCCCACAACUUCCCCGCCGCUGCUGGUUGCUUCUCUUGUGGCAGCCAGUUGGCAAGUCACUGAUGGCAAUUAUUGCUUUAUUUAAGUGUUUUACGCUCCAACCUGGCCUGUAACACCCACCACCACCACGUGAAACGCCCCAGCCCCAGACUUGUUCUUUGCUGAAUGCUUUGCAGCUGGGUGGGGGCCGUCACCCUGUGCUGGCUGGUGACAGAGGGCACAGCACCCAUCUGUGGUGGUGGGGUGCAGGAGUGGGAUGUGCCCGAUGGGGUGCCUGGGGUGCCCUUCUCGCAGCACCCUGCCUGCUGGGCCCCCCCACCCCGUCACCCCCGUGCUGCCCUGCCUGCAGUGCGGGGGACUUGCUCAGCAUUGCAGGGUUGUGCAGGAUUUGCUUGACACCCCCCUACGCCCCAAGCACCCCCCGCCCCUCCUCCCACCCAGGGCGGUGGGAUGCUGGUCCUGACGCCCCCACCCCUCAUUCCACCCCCCGGACCCCCCCUCCCAGCAGCCCAGGUUUGGUCUAUGGCGCCGCAGGUCCCUGCCUCUGGAGGGCAGCAUGAGGACAGAGCUGUGUCUUGGAUAUUUUUUUUAAUAGAAAGGCUAUUAUUACAUUGUCUAUUUUAUCAAUACGGGUCAUAACUGCUGUAUUUUUUAUCAGUGCUGAUUUCCAUACAGCUCCCAGCAUGUGUGUCAGAUAUCAUCGGGCCAAUAAUAAUAAAGUUUUUAAAAUACGUUAA